This is a messenger RNA of Plasmodium yoelii, 5901 nucleotides long. RefSeq names its product conserved protein, unknown function. The transcript has a single exon. Gene Ontology annotation, cellular component: nucleus. The record is from RefSeq and is a predicted model, not a curated record. NCBI's taxonomy places the organism in Eukaryota, Apicomplexa, Aconoidasida, Haemosporida, Plasmodiidae. Gene Ontology annotation, molecular function: RNA binding. Bases 1 to 5901 code for a protein of 1966 amino acids.
AUGUUAAAAGAUAUUGUAAAAAUGAACAAUAUCAAGGAAUCAGAGAGCAUACAGAGGUGUAAUACAAGCAUAAGAAAUUUACAAACAGAAAAAAUAAAUAAUUAUAAUAAUAAAGAUAAUGUCUUUAAUAAAAAUGACAAAAAAAAUUAUAACAUGGCACAUAAUGAUCAUGAUGCAAAUUAUUCUAACAUUUCAGAUAAAGAAUUAAUGAAUAAAAAAUAUUCUAAUUUAAAACCUUUAACACAAACAACUAUUAACAAUCAUUCACAUCAAGGAACGGAUAGCAAUAAUAUUUAUGAGGAAUUUUCAAAUUUAAAUAUUGAACAAGGAAAUCAUAAUAUAUCAAAUAAUAACAUCAAAUUUGAAAAACGGGAAGAUAGAGAAAAUAAUUUAUUUAUUUAUGAAAAUGAUGAAAACAAUAUGAAUAAUUUAAUUAAUAAUUAUAAUAAUAAGGAUAGCAAACUAUUAGAAACUGUUAAAGACAGAUCAUCUGAUAAUAUACUAUCAUCUUCUUCUAAUGAUUUAAACCAAAUUCAAGAAUUUAAUAAUUCUAAUCAUUUUUUAUGUUUUCCUCAAAAAUUAUAUGCUAAAGAUGAUGAGAUAAAUGCUGAGUUUGACUCUUUUAAAAUAAGCGGUGUCUCUCUUUUGGAUUAUUUAGAUGAAUGCCCAAAUAAUAAAAAAAAUUUCAACGAUUCUAAUAUAGACCCCAAUAAUAAUAACAAUGAUAACGAUACAAUUAUUAGCUGCCUCAAUGCAAAAAAUUUAAAUAUAAAUAAUUCAAAAGAUGAAUAUAUGAAUGAUUAUGCAUAUGCAUUUCAAAAUUACAAAUAUGGAAAUAACAACGUAGAUAUAGUUAGCGUUGGAAAUAAUAACGCAGAUAUAAUUAGCGUUGGAAAUAACAACAUAUCGUCUUGUGAUAUUGUUAAUAAGGAAGAUAAUCAAAAUUCUCAAAAUGAUAAAAUCACUAACAAUUCCAUAUUUAAUGAAAUGGAAAAAUAUUUGAGAAGCCCUCGAAAUGAAAAUAAUAUAUCUAGUAAAAUGCUCGAGGAAUAUUUAAAUUAUGGUUUCAAUAAUAUUAAAGAACAGAAACAAUCUGAAUUAGAUAAUUAUGUUAACUCGAAUAAAAAAAUGAAUAUUAAUGAAAUAAACAAUAAUAAUAAUGAGAAAAAUGUAAGAGAUUACAUAGAUAACAAUAGUAAUUCUCAUACACUAGAUGAUCAUGUUAAAUCAAACGAAAGUGUCCAUAAAAUAAGAACCGAUAUAAAUAAUAAUUAUGUAAAUUUAAGUGAUAAAGAUAAAAUAUUGUCAUUUUUAGAAAAUGAUGAUACUACCAUAUUAAGUAAUAAUAGUAACAAAAAUAAAGAGAUAGAUAAUAUGUCAAAGGAUAUAAUAAAAGAAAAUAAAGAUAACAAUUUUAAUGAAAUAAAUUGUUCUGAAUUGUCAUUAAAUAACACAAUACAUAAUAAUAUAAAUACAAAAGAUUUUCAAACUAAACAAAAUUUUAUCUAUAAUAAAAAUACAUUAGAUAAUCCAUAUUUUGAUUUUGAUAAUGAAUGUAAUAACUAUUUUAGUAAAGAUGAUAUUGAUAAUAUAAAAAAUAAUAUUGGAAAUUUAUAUUAUAAACGAACUAAUGUAAAAAAUGACAAUGAUAGUAAUAGCGGAACUACUAAUGUUAGUGCAAAUGGUAGUAAUAAUAUUAAUAAAUGUAAUGUUUCUGUGAAACCAAUUUUAUUAGAUAAAAAAAAUAUAGAUGCAGAUGCUAUUGGUUAUGAAAACUUGGGUGAUGAUAUUAUUGAUGACAAUUUUAGCAUUUUUUCGAAUCGUGACAUUUUAAAUUGCGAUGUUGAUUGUCUUGGAAAUAAUAAUGCUACUAUUUCGAAUGGUAUUAACAGCAUUAGUAAUAAUAUUAGCAACGAUAUUAACAACAAUAACAAUCGAAAUCAAAACAAUGUUGCAAACAGCGAUGCUACUAAUUUCAGUGAUACAUGUGAAGGGAAUUACAGAAAAGAUAUUCUUUAUAGUACUCAAAAAUAUAGCAAUAUAAAUGAAAAAAAUUAUAUAAUGAAUUAUAUAGGAGAUACGGGAAAUAAGUCAAAUAUAAACUUGAGUGAUAAUAAUAUGAUAAGUGAACAUGAAAAAAAUGAAUUUUUUAUGAAAUAUAUAAAACAAUUUUUAGAUGAUAGCUAUUUGAAAGACACCCAAAAUAAAAAAAAUAAUAAUAAUAAUAAUAACCAUACCAAUUUUGAACACAUUGAUAAUUCACUUUUAAAAAAUAAAGAUGUAGCAACAUUAAAUGGGACAUCUAUAAAUGGAUAUUUAAAUAGAAAUAUUUAUUCAGAAAAAAAAAAUAUGGUUGAUAUUGUAAAUUGUAAUUGGGGUGGAAGAAAAAUAAAUGAGACACAUCACAGUAGUGGAAAUGAUCUCAAAAAUUUUAUUGAAGAUCAUAGAAAUGAAAUUAUUAACAAUACAAAUGAGGCUACAAAAAUGGAAAGUAUUCGAAAUACGAAAGAGUUUAAUGAAAGCAAUAAUAAUAAUAGUUCUAUAAAUUUGUCUGAUUUUGAUGAUAUAAGUUCAUGCAUGAAAAAAAGAGAUCAAUUUGAUUAUCACAAUAUUCAGGCAACAAUGAAUGAAAUUAUCACAGAUCAAAAUAUUUAUGACAAUCGAAAAGGAAGCAAAAAUAUGGUUAAUGAAAGGAGCACUGGAAAUACAUACACUAAUGGGAAUAAUGUCAAUAAUGGCAAUAAUGGCAAUAAUGGCAAUAAUGGCAAUAAUGGCAAUAAUGGCAAUAAUGGUAAUAAUGGUAAUAAUGGUAAUUCUAGUUAUCAUAAUUCUAACUUUAAAACUUACAACAAUAAUAAUGCAUCUAUGUGUGCAAAUAGAACCAGUGAAGCUAAUAGUUUCAAUAAUAAUAGCCGAAAUUGUAUUAAUAGUAAUAAUAUAAGAGAAAACAAUAUUCCCAACAAAAUAAAUAAUAUUAAUUCAUUUUUAUUAAAUGAUAAUGGAAGAAAAAGCGAACCAUUUGAUGAGGACAAAUAUGAAUACCCAAUAAACAAUGAGGGUUCAGAAAUGUAUGUACAUGAUAAUACAAUGAAAAACAUUAAUAAAUCUGAUGAAAGACGAUACACCGAUAAAUAUAAUAAUAAUAAUAGUAGUAGUAAUAAUAAUCGUGGGAAUAAUAUUAAUUGCAAUCAUACUAUAAAGGAAAAUAUGAAUUGUUUUAACGACAUGAAUGCUGAUAAUAAUAAUAAUAAUUCAAUAAAGAAAACUUUUCCUUUUGUAAAUCCUGUGUUAUUACGAGAUAAUGAAAAUAAAUCUAAUAAUACAAAAAUCGAAUUAGAAAAUACUGAUAUUUUAUUUCAAAAGGAUGAUAUAUUUAAAAGUCAGCUUGAAAAAUAUAAGGACUAUAUUGCAAUGAAAAAAAAUAUUAUGCAAAAUAAAAAUUUAGUCGAAAAUAUGUCAUAUGAAAACGGAAAUAAUAAUAACAUUUCUUUUGGAGAAAAUAAUAUAAUGUUUAAUAAUUUUCAAAAUAUCAACCAAAAUAAUAUGGAUGCAAAUUUGACCACUUAUAACAAUUAUAAUCGAAUAAACAACGGAAAUAUUGUUAUGUCUUCUCUUAACAAUAAUAAUAAUAAUAUAUGCUUUAAUCAAGAAAAAAUUAUUAAAAUGCUUGGCACCGACAAAUUAAAUAACAUUGCAAACAGUCCUGAUAAUAAUGUUUCUACUGUAUCUAGUGGGGCUGCAAAUAUUAACAAUUAUUUUGGAGAUGUCUCAAAUAAAAAUAAUAAGCAAACAUAUUUGAGAAACAUCAUAGAUGAUAAAAUGACACAAUUUCUUAUUAAUAAUAAAAGAGAAAAUACUACGGAAAAAAUUGAAAUUUCUAAUCGCAUGAAUUCUGCAAUAGCUGAUAACAUUUUGAUGUGCAUAUUGCCAAACAAUAACUCAAAUAACAAAAAUUCUGUCAAUAGAUGCAAUAGUAGAAUAAUGGAACGAAACGAUGUAAACAAAAUUAUUGAUAAUAAGGCGGAUCAUAAUAAUUGCUCUAAUGGAAAUACCAAUGAUAUUACCAAUACACAAAUUUUUAAUAAUGAUCGUAAUUAUAAUAAUAUUAAUCGUAAUGGUAAUAAUAGAACUGAUGAUGAAAAUAUUAAUGACAAUUUAAAUAUAAAUGAGGGAAGUGUUCAUUAUAAUAUGAGAAAUUGUAAUUAUCUAAGCGAAAAUGGUAGUAUUAUAUCAAAUAGCCCAAGAUAUAGAAAUUAUAAUAGUGACAAUAACAUGAUGAGAUGGUUGGGUAAAGGGAAUGGUAAUUACAUUGGUACUCGAAAUAAUUUGAACCCAAAUAAUCUUAAUUUGAAUGGAAAUAAUUAUAAUAUUAUUGAGAGAAAUAAAAUCGGAAAUAUAAAAAGAGGUCAAACUGUUAAUAAAAUAAAUACUACAUAUUUAAAAGCCCCAACUGAUUGCAUUCAUAUGCAUGAUAGUAACAAUUUUGACAUUAAAAAUUGCAUGUGCAAGGAUGUGGAAAAUAAUAUAUAUAAUGAGGCAAAACUAAAAAGUAUAUAUAGUUACACUACUACUACUACUACUAGCAAUAAUAAUAAUAAUAGCAACAACAAUAAUAACAAUUACACAUCGUCACUACAUUUUAAUAAUUAUCAAAAUACAAUGAACAUAGAAAAAAAUAAAAAUAAGUAUAACAAUUCUAUAAGAAAUAUAAUGGAAGAAACAAAUAUGAUCAAUAAUAAUGAAUGGCUAAUUAAAGACAAUGCAUCUAAUAAUCGAAAUGGUAUCACUGAUUGUAAUUCUAAUAAUAAUAUAAAUUUAAUAAAUGGAAGUAGCGAAAACAUGAAUCUCAUUUCUCACAACAAUAAUAAUAGUGGUAAUAAUAAUGCUAUUAUUAAUCCUUUAAAAAUAAUAGAUUAUAACCAUUGUGGUAAAAGUACAUCUACUAGAUGCAUAUCUGAUGAAUCUAUAAUUGAUUCACAUAAUAUGCAUCUCAAUUUGAAAUCAUAUGGAAAUUUUUCUAAUUAUAUAUCUAAUUCAAAAAUAAAUGAUAACAAUAAUAAUAACACUAUGAAAUACAAAACAAAUAACUCUGACGAAAAUUGUAUUAAUAAUGCCAUGAUGGAUAUAUAUAAAAAUUAUGAUAAAAUCAAAUUUAAUAUGAAGAAACCCAAUUCCAUAUGCACAAAUGCGAAUAACGGGAAAAAUAUGGAUAAACAACAACCAUCUCCAAGAUAUAAACCCCCAUAUAUUACUAACAACAAUAAUAAUGUCGGACGAGAUAAUAUUAUUAGAAAAGAAAAUAAAGGAAUAAUGAUGCAUGAUGAUAAAGAUAAGUUUUCUAAAGGAGGGAACAAUAGGUAUUUUGGAGAUAAAACAAAUAAUUUCAAUAAUAAGAAUAAUAAUAAUAAUAAUAAUAAUAAUAAUAACAAUAACAAUAAUAAUAAUAACAAUAAUGCUAAAAAUAAUUAUUUAUCUAAAGAUUCAAUGUUAUCAGACAAUUUUCUUGUAAUUAAAAAAUACACAGCAAAAUAUGAAGUACAAAUUGACCCAUUUAACGGUUUUGAUAUAGCCAAAAGAAUAAUAGGAUUAAAAGGAACUAACAUGAAAAAAAUAUGUGUAGGUACUGAUUGUAAAUUAAGAUUAAGAGGUCGAGGGUCUGGAUAUUUAGAAGGAGAAGAAAAAAAAGAAGCAAAUGAAUCACUACAUUUAUGUGUAUCUUGUCAAAAAUAUGAUCAUUAUAUAUUAGCAAAAAAAUUAAUAGAACAAUUAUUAGAAAAAAUAUAUAUGGAUUAUGACACAUGGCUUUAUAACCAUGGAAAAUCAUAUGCAAAUUUAAAGCCAAAGAUUUAUGAAAAAUUUAUCCCGCUUUUUAAAUUUCAGCAAAAUGCGAAUCAACGAUAA